UAGAAUUGCACAAAGGGAAACACUCAUAUCCUCACAUCUAGAACAUGUUUUAUUUUUAACUCGAGGCCCUUCAGCCAUUGCAGAUUAAGGAUCAGGUACCAGAGCUAGGUGAAAUAAAUCAACGGAUAACUCUUUCAGUUUAAUAAACCAGAAACAAACGUGUGACAUUUCAUUAAAAAAGGACUGACUGAUGUAGAUCUUGCUGGUGGCGGAGGCAGGGAAUCACAUCAGCACUGUAAUGUUACGCCUCGCUAUGAGCUGCAUCUCUGGGGGUUUGAAAGUAAACACAGGAGCCCAAAUGAGGCGGGGGGGAUACAAGCUCGGAGACCUCCCUGUGGAUUAUAUCGACUCUGAGGAGGCUCAUCUGUUUCCUUUUCACUCACAUCUGCACAGUAGGUCUGUUUGAAAUCUGGUCCUCUCUCUUUCUCAGUCAAAUGUAGAUUGGGAGAAGAAAAAUGAGAAUUUGCUGCUUAUUUGCACUCCUAAAGGUAUCCUGAAUGCUUAAGAUCACACAGAUGCACCUCAAUUGGGAAUGGGUGUUUAGGAUUCCAACUCAGUCUUGGUAAAAGAUCAAUAAAUAGCACACAUAUAUCAUGGCUUGUCAUAUGGCAUGCUAAUAUUGUAAAAGAAAAAUGUAGAACCAAUGCAAUGCAGUGAAAUGCAGUGGUUUACGGGCAGCCUAUGUUUGUGGCCCUUAUUGUAGAUUUUUGCUUAUAUUUAUUGCUUUUUUAUUUAUAGACACUAUUUUGGAGGCAGCCAAAUGCACUUGAACUACUUGAAUCCAGCAAACUCCCCUACAGAGACAAUAAAUGUUAGUGUAUUGUAUUAAGGCAUCGUAAAGUACUGUAGCUGUGCUGUCACUGACCUUUGUGGCGUCUUACAUGCUUCCACAUACAGACAUAAACAACAAAGAAGACUGGAGAGAGACAAAGUGCUCCCUCGGUUGUUGCAUGUCUGCCACUUCCAAGAUCUUUACUGCAAGUCUCAUAAUGUGUGGGAGAGUCGAGACUCAUUAUUAGACCCCUGGACUGAGAGUUUGUGGGAAGGGAGAGAUGUUACUUUGCCCUUGGGGGAAUGAAGGUAGACUGUGGACAGCAAUAAGUGGACUAAGAAUAGAAAAGGGCAUUAUUAUGUAUGGUGUGCACACUGUGUCAGGGAAGUCACCUAAUAUAAUUUCACAAGAAGGAAAGCCAAGUGGGUCCGAAUUCCUUCAGGUUGACUUUUUUAUGUUUUAAAACUGUAAAUUGUUUUGAACAGGGGUGGUAAAUUAUGGUUUGGAGGGACUACUGUCAUGAUAUAUAACUGACUGUACUUUUUCCACCAUCACUGUGCAUCUACUCCAAAUGACAAAAUGAUCACUGAAUUAGUCCAAGCUUUAAAAAAAAGUGGUAGAGUAUGACUUGUAUGAUUUAUUUUGCAUGAUUCAAUCCAAAAAUUAUUGAGUCCUUAUCUCAGUGCCUACGUUUACCUGCUGACUCUGACAACAGCAAAUAUAUAGGUGCUACAGAUGAAGAUACCUCGGUUUAACAUCUUAGAUAUAAGUAACAACAACAGCUUGAUUACACAAUGAAGAAAACAAGAAAACUCUUGACUGUUCACCACACAUCUGUAAAGCAUUGCUAUGUACAGUAAUUCUAUUCUACAAUGUUGUUAAAUGCUGGACAGGUGCAUUUAUCAUUAUAAACUAGUUCAAACUGUGGAUGGUUGUUUGCAUUUCCACCAAUCAUGGAUACUAUUGGAGUCCCAUGAUCAUCCUAGUGUUUACCCACCUCCUCUGAAAAUCCACAUGCUGAUUUUUGAGUCUAUAAGAAGGUGCGUCUUGUUUCUACAGAGGGACAAAAUUUCAGUCCUCUCAGGCUCUCUAAAUCUAACAGCUUCAGUACAGGGGGAUUUCUUUAAGUCACCGAGGAAAGGAUUUACAGCACACACCUCUACUGCCUUUGUCCACAGAGGAUUCACUGAGCCACAAAACUGAGUUACUUGAAACGAGAAAAGACAUUUCGCCAGAAAAACGCCAUAUAAUAAUGAACAGGACAAGAUCAGCGAAGGGUCAUAAAGUUCUGCUUUGUGCAGGAGACCCGACACUAUCUGAAAAGUAGACUGUGCUGUAUCCUGAAUACAGGUCUUUUUUUUUCUUGUGAUGGAGAGACUGAAAAUUCAGGUAAAAAAUACCAUGUAACAACCUCUCAUUCAGAGUUUAAACUCAGAGAGCAGAGAUUGGAGUGAAUUUCAUAAACAAUUGAAAGCAAAAGAAAGAAAGAACAGAGUAAAGAGAAAUCGCUGAAACAAGCUGUUUGAGGGAGUUACUGGCCUGCGGGGACUUUUCUCACUCCUAGAAGGUUUUGUUUUUCUGAAAACAAUAUGUCUGUAUUUAUGAAAUACAGACAUCCAUACUAUACUCCGACUCUAUAUCUACAUCUCUCGUCUCUCUGGGGGGGACAGACUGGUGAGCCCCCUCUCCUCCUGACAGUGGGAGGAGCUUAAUGCACUGGGACGCCGCGCGCUGCAGCAGUCCCGUCAUAACCUCCAGUACACCUGUAGUGUCACUUUCAGGAGCACGAGGGGAUUACAAACGAGUCAACCCCGGAGCCAUCAAAUAUGAACGGAGCUGCUUGGGAUCACGGCGACGAUGCGACAUAGGUAAGGAGGCACUUAGGAUAUCUACUAAAACGGUUUUUGAAUGAAGAGGGAUUUUGGACUUCAGCGGGUUUCCAGUUUGGGUUGCUGGUGCUUUUUCCUCUUUUGCCUGCGUGUGCGUAAUGGACACCUUUGAGAGCAGACGCGUGGUGUUCAGGUGCGUCAAUCCAAGAACAAAGGCAAAAUGUUGUCUUUUGGACUCUACCAAAAAGAUUAAAUACUACGAUAAAACCAAAUGUGAAAUGUUUGUUUGCUAAAGACUGAGAUCAACUUUGGAGUAGUGUUCUACAUUUUGGAUAGAAACGUCGCCGAUUAUCAAACGGGGAAAGAGCUUUUCCUGAGACUUAAUCUGCUUUUUUUUUGUCUUUUGUAGGACUAUAUAAGGUCUUUCCUGAAAUUACGAUGCAUCUCACAGCGGUCAUCUUAAUUGUGGUCGUGACAGGAAUCGCAAAAGGUAAUCGGAGAUUAUUUUCAUCUGUCUACUGGGACAAACUAUCAUAGACAAACGAAAAAAAAAAGAUUUGCAUCAGGAGCUUUUUUUUCUGCACUGAUUCCCUCCCUGUGUGUCAAAGAAAGUGCAAAGGAUAAAUAUUUAAUUUCUCUGAAUGUUUUAUUUUAUUUUGGGGAGAUCUGUGAUGCAAACACUCUCUUGUCCCUCUCUUUCUCUGUCUGUCUCAAAGGUUGGGAUUGCAGCGCACGGUGCAGCACAGAAAAUGGGUUCUGUGAAAAGCCAGGGAAGUGCAGGUACUAAAAACGACCUCAGAUUCCUCUGAAGAUCAAGUCCAGUGGGGUUUCUGCAACCUUACUUCCAUAAAUUGCUGGAGCUGUUAAUGCUCCCUCCUCAGAGAAACACAAUUGCAAUGCAGCCAACUGGAUCUGGCUGUUGUGAUUUGUUUGGCAUCCAUGAAUUGUGUGAAGUCAACAGCCAAAUCAGGGCUGUGUUUGAACAGUGGAAAGCAUUGUUAUUCUAACAGAUAGCUCAAAGCUUUCGGUCACAAAGCAUGCUCAGUCUCAAAUGAUUUUCUGGCAGAUGCCUCUCUGUCUGCUCCUGAGCCAAAGUGACUUUAUUCUAUCCCAUUACUGCAAAAUCAAAUGGGACUUUUACUGUGAAAGGAAAAAGCAUGCAUUAAGAGACAAAAGCAGGGCUGCAGAGCUCUGUAGGGGGUAUAUUAAUAGUUCAUGUCUGCCCUAUUUUCUCUCCUCCUUCAGGUGUAAACCAGGCUGGCAAGGAGAGGACUGUGACCAGUGUGUGCCCUUCCCUGGCUGUCUGCAUGGAAAGUGCGAGAGGGCAUGGCAGUGCAUCUGUGAGGAGGGCUGGGUGGGCAGCCUUUGCGACCAAGGUGAGUCUCAUUAAACCUUCCUUAAGCAAACCUUAAACCUCCCCUGCCUGCGUCUUCACAGCAGAGGUAAGGGUGAGUCAUGGAGCCUCAGGGACAGGAUAAAUGAAACCAUGUCUGGUGAAUAUAGUAGGAGUAUAUAUAUAGGAGGUCUGAUAGAGGUAACUUUUGCACUCGUCCUCGGCAUCAUUUUGCACUUAUCCAGCUCGAUGCAAACGACAAAUAAUGUUCAUGUUUUAUACAUUUUUUUUGUUCACCUCUUCAUAAAAUCGCACAAGCUUGUUACCUGUUUAAUUCUUUCACAUGUUUUCUGUAAUACACAAUAAAUAUUGCAACGUUUCUUGAAUAUGCACAUUUACGAGGCAAAAAUUCCAGAUUUUGAUUCUGCUGCAUGUUGGGAAAGAACUGGGUUAAGGAGGACAUCUGAAAAACAGCACCAGAAACUACUCCUUUUGUGCUGCUGAGCGUGGAACCCAAAAAAAAGCUCAAAAAAGCUUAAACUGAGUACAGAAUUUUAAGUGUCAGUGCCAGCUAAAGGUCGUAUUUCAAUUUCAAAGACUGUUUCAUUUAAACAGUUAGUUAAUAACUCUUAUCCUAUUCUACUAUCUACAAUGUGCAUUAUUGCAUAAAAUGACUGACUGCCCCCGAAGCCAGACUUGAAAUAAAGCCAGAAGAUUAAAGAGAGUACGAUUAUUCUGCCUCCGACCUCUUUAUCAGUGCACACAGCACAUCUCUUAUUCUGUUGGAGCAUACGAACAGCUUGUAACAUGACUGGUAGUGCUUCCAUUUCUGUUCUGGGCGACAAGAUUCUGCGGUGCAGAGUGUGAAUCACAGAAACAAAAGGGGGAAAAAAAAAACAGGCAGAGAGACAGAGAAAUGAGAGCACACGGGAUCUAAAAACAGCUUGUUUUUCUUGUGAACCGCAGACACCCGCCUGUGCUCAUCCCGGCCUUGUGCUGGAAAUGCCACCUGCAUAGAGACGGGGGAGGGGGGAUACCUGUGCAUCUGUCCACAAGGCUACACUGGAGAGAGCUGCCAGCUGAGAAGAGGACCCUGCCACAUAAACAGGUAGACACACACUUUAUUUUAGAUUUUCUAUUUAAAAUAAAAGAAUACACUAAAGCUUUUCAGCCUUAUCUGCUAUUGUGAAUAAUUGGAAGUAAUAAUCAAUAAGUGAUUCAAUGUCCGUCAGCUCCCUUUGUGUACAGAGACAAACGAUCGAUCAGCCCACAUUGAGGCUGUGUGCAGACGUGGAGUCCAGUGGAUGAUGUUAGCAAAGAAAAUAGUUCAUGUUUUUUCCCCAUACUGUACAAAAUUCACCUGUUUUGGAGGCGAGGGAGUGUUUGCAGAUUUGUAUUUGCAAGUGAAUACAAGCAUGGCAAAAUGCGGCCACUUUUAUAGGUGUACAGCUCAGUGGUAAAAAGCAAAUUGGAAAAGUGUGCGACAGAAAAAUACACCUGCAAACAGGAACAUCUGAGCAAAGUAACUGAUUAAAUAAUCCGUCUCAAAUUGUAGCCCGUUUGUCAUUUUAGAGCUACUGCAAAACAUGACAACAAAAGCUGUGUUCCUCUGUGCUUACACAGCCAAAUUCAAAUCUGCUUUCAUGUCACACAUGACAACUCUGCUGUAAAACAAAGAAAUUUCUGAGAAGGAAAUCCCAAGCCUCCACCUGCCACAAACACAUCAGCAGCUGUGUUUAUUGUGGCCAUCCCUUGUUGACAAGCUGACACUCGUGUGCAACAGAAACUAGCGGUGCAUACCUUUGCAGUAGCAACAGCAGCACCAGCAUCCCAAAUCAGGGCUAAAUCCCUCUGAAGUCAUCGUUCAAAGUUGAUGCAUCAUUAGAGCUCGACAGGGCUGUCACAUUUCAGAUUCUCAGUGCUGCAUGGGACCAACAAGUCAGCCCACGUUGGCUUUUAUUUGAAGGACGCGCUAAUGAUGUUUACUUUGGAUGUGUCAGCACACUACCCACAAUCCACUGCACCCCACGCCAUAGCUUAAUGACACAUUGGCACAAUUCAGUGUCUCCCAUUUCAUUAAAAAUACCGUGCAUUUUCAGGCAGAGAUAAAUGUGCCAAAUGCGUCAUAAUCAUUGAGCUAGUCGCUGCAGAGUCAUCACAGAUAGAGGAUGGAUAAUGGCAUUUUUAUCCAUUUAACUCCAAACCCUGUAUGAGCAGUUGUUGUUUUUUUGAUGAAUCAAAAAGUCAAAGUGUGUAGUACCGAGUGAGUCAUAUAAUCUGGUGACAUUUAUCACUUUAUGAGCCACAGGGGGACACAUUUCUAGAGAUGUUUGGCUGAACUACUUAAUGAGGAACACCUGAACGCCUCAUUAGCUGCUUCAGUGAGGCUUUCAAGCCUUGUAAAAUACCCAGGAGGAGUCACGUCCAUCAAAAUAUCCAGCAUGGCUAGCAUUGUUAAGGAAUCAUUGAAUGUGGGGAUUACAGACAGUUAUGAUUCUGGAUUUUAAAAAAUGAACAAAUGAGGGGGGAAAAUAUAUAAAUAAAAGAGCAGAUCGCUCCCUCAGGGUGUCUCCCUUAGCCCCAAAGCUGUCCCCAGCAGAUUUACAGACAGGCCUCAUCCGUGGAGAAACCAUCCUCCUGUCUAUCAGACACAUAUCAAACAGCCUCAGGGGAUGCAGCCUGCUGACAUAGCCCCCCCAGACUCUGAACCCCCUGCAUGCUCGCUCUCUGUCAGCCUGCCUUGUUAUUGACUGAAAGACACACCCAGAAUUCAAUAACCAAAGCGGUGUCAGUGAGCUUAUAACUCCCCACUUCCUCUUCAAAAAAUAAUCAUUUAAGUCUUUUGAUAACUUUUAGAAUAAUGCAGAGCCUUUGCUGUCUGCUUGGGGAAUUCAUCUCUAUUAAAGUCUGCAUGAGGUUACAUUAAUCAGCUCCUCCACUAGACACCAGAAGUGUCGGAAAAGUGUGCAAGAGCAAUUACUCUUUUGACUCCUUCAGACAAAAUGUUCAGGACUUGUGUAAUUAUACAAGUCACUAUUCGAGUUAUUGAUUGUCUUUAGGCUUUCAUCAGUGCUUCUUGUUUGUGCACCAUGGAUGCAUUGAUCAGAUUUGCUGCUGAUGUCAGAGCAGAAAUCUUUCUGCGGAGGAGAAGCUUCGACUUCUUUCAUCUUCUGUUCCAGUUAAAGAUUUUUACUCGGUAGAAAAUGAGCUGCUCGCUGUUUUUCAUUAGCGCUUAGCAAAGUGACUAAAAUCAAUGACACAAAAUUAAUAACUUUAUUACCCAAGAGCUGAGAUGAUUAGUUGAUUGAUUAAAAAAAGUUAAUAAGCAAGAGCAAAUGGAUUGAAUCGAUUACACAAGUCCUUCUUCAAGCAAAAUUGCCCCAGUGUCUCAAGUCUGGACCAGUUAGAUGUAGACUUGAAUAUCUGGGGAGUUAUUUGAUAUAGUGGAAAUAAAACAAACAAUAAAAUGACACCACAUGUAGUUAAAGUGGCUGUUUUUAAAUUAAUUAAUUAAUUAAUUAAUAAAAAAAACUUUUUUUCAGACAUUUAAUUGACCAGAAAAGCAAUGAAAUUAUCAAAUGCUCCAGUAAUGAAAGUCACCUUCGUUCCUGCUAGGUUUUUAGAGCUUCUUUUCAUUACAUAUCAAAAAGCAAACAAAAAAUAAGUUGGUGAAGUCAUUAAAAACAGCAUAAUUUACAGUGCAGCACUGUAAAGUGAGUGUAUGACUUUGAUUUCUCGCCGACAUCCAUUGAUUUCCCAUCAAUGCGACCACAUUUACACUUUUCAGGAGUUCCAGUUUGGUCACACAGGUCUUUAAUGCACAUUACAGAUGUUAAAAUGGACUCUAACUGUAACAAUAUGCCAACCUGAGGACAAGUCCUACUCAAUGUUGACUGACCCGCAGUCAUUUGCCACCUGUUGAGCAAGCACUGUAGUAAACGUCAUGGAUUCACUUUUAUCCCAAGGUUCUUGAUGAUUUGUGUGCUUCAAAAAAAGGGGUCCUGUCAGCUAGCCCUAAUAAAUUCAAUGAAAAAUGGGCCCAGAACACUACCCUGGGGUACUCAGUGCAUUAUGGACAUCAAUUUAACUGGGAAACAUCUUUGAAAAUGACUGAUGCUUGGAUCACUCGACAGUUGGCGUCCAACCACAGGAUUAAAUAUACUGCCGUAAAGCUGUGUGCCAGUUUUCCUGCUGCAUCCUCACUUUGUGUUUCUCUGUCCUCUAGCUCUCCUUGUCACAACGGAGGCACAUGUACCGAUGCUGAUGGCUCAGCAGGUUUCUCCUCCUGCUUAUGUCCCCCUGGAUUUUCUGGGGACUUUUGUGAGAUCAGCAUUGACAGCUGCCAGCCUAACCCCUGCCUCAACGGUGGUAACUGUACAAACCACGGCCUGGCCUUUACCUGCGACUGUCCACGCGGCUUCAGCGGCUUCACUUGUAAUGAUACCAGCAGCCUCUCGCCGUGCGCUGGCAGGCCCUGUGCCAACAAGGGCACGUGUGUUGGUCAACCAGAUGGAACCUUUCGGUGCGUUUGCCAGAAAUGGUUUUCAGGUCCCACUUGUUCUGUACAGCACAGACCGAAAGCAAAGCCCAAGGCGGUUAGUGCUCGGCCUGUGGACCACAGAGUGUUUGCUCUGACUCCGCAGCAUUACUCUCUCCCUGCUCACACCUUUCACAAGCUUCUCCGACCUCCAGAGAGAGACCUGCUCAAGAUCACCCUGAAGGAAACUGUGCACUCCCCGGGCUUCCUUGUCACCCAUGGUCAGCUGGUCUGCUUUGGUAUGCUGGCCGUGCUCACCUGUCUGGUUAUACUGGGAACUACAGGCAUUGUGUUUUUUGGUCGCUGUGAGACAUGGAUGGCUAACGCCAAGUACAGCCAGCUUGUUCGUCAGCAAAGGGAACACCUGCUGAGAGAAGCUGGAACCAUGAGCCAGGAGGAGCCAGAGCACUCAGUAAAUAUCAUCCUGCCAGAGAAGAUUAGACUAACAAGCUUUGGGAGACACUACACCUCAAUAUGAUUAAAUGUCCCCCCACAUGGAAGGAGUUUAAUGUGAGGAGAAAUGCCUGAAAAGAGCACGAGGGGAAUACUAUGACUGUUGUACAGCGGUGUUAAUAAAGUGUUGCAUACUGAACUUUACUGGAGCGUAUUUGAAUGUAGUCUACUGGACUUAGUAGACAACUCUGACGCUGGAUUGUAGAUGGUCUUUUCUUCAUGGAAACUGCUCAAAUGUACAAAAUGAGAAAAUAUGAUCCAACAAAAAGCACCUAAACAACUGGUUUAAUUAUAUCAUCGUGUUACAAUUAUAUACAUUCUCACAGUCAACCUCUUGGUUCAGGUUGAUUGUGCUUAACUAAGAAGAGAUAUGAGGCCGAGUUACACUGAAACAAAACCACAUCUUGCCAUCAGUUUUAAUGACGGUUUCAUAAUAAAUCAACUGGCAUUUUAUUUCAUUAUCUGACCCAUGUAAAGCCUCUCCGAAUAUGAAGAUUUAAUGCUUCUUUGUCUUUUGUGGAACUUUGACUAGAACCAUGAGACAUGUUUAACCCUCCUCCUGUGUAGGGCCCCGGUUUUGAUUUUAAAUGCUUAAAGGAACCACAUUAUUUUUUUUGCAUCAAGACUUUUUGACUUUGUCAGGAACCUCUAUUUCAACAAAAUAAAAAUAAAAAGUUAAAUUGACUAAAUUAUAAAAUGCUCUUAUUAAAAUUAUGGCACUUGUGGUGUUAGGGUUGCUGUUGACCCGGUUAGAUUAAUAUCUAAUAAUCAGAGCAAAAACUGAAAUCAUAUGUGCACUGGCAGGCACCACACUGACAGUCAGAUCCUCUUCCAAUCAUGUGAGAUUUAGGAAAUUCUCAUUUUUCCAUGUUUUUUCCCUGCACAAAAAACUACAUCGGGCAUGUCCACACGUGAGAUCAAUUCAGUAUAGAUGUCUGCAUGAGGGGUAUACUGACAAAGAAAGGCCCAGAAGCCCACUACAAAAAAUACUAUAAUCAAUAUUUUCAUGCAUAAUGAAGCCACACAAGGUAACCUAAAGAUGAGAACCAAAUUGGGUGAUAGAGAAAUGUUUUUAGUGUAAUUUACAGCUGAUUUAAGACAUGGGUCAAAACCGACCCAUAACAUGGUGGGUGCGUAGUAAAGGUUAACACAGGAGGAAGGUUAAAUAGCUGAUGUACUCUCACUACCUUUACUUUUACAUUUUAAGACCAAACUAUUACCAACUGAUUAUAAAAUUAGUGAACAAAUAAUCAUUAGUUACAACCCUGACCGUCUUCAUUGUGGUUUCGCCUUUUUGUAAUGAUGCAAAAAUACUUAUUGUGAGUUUGUACAUAUAAGUAUGUGCAGUUAAAGAGUGGAUUUAUUCGUUUCCACAUUCUGCAAACACAGCUGUACCUUCAAAUCCUGCAGGUCAUGUCUAUAUAAAAGGUGUGACUUUACAGUUUUGUGCACGGAGGUGGUUUCAUUUCCUGAAUGCCACUCAGUCGUCUCCUGCAGAUGUAUUAGUAUUAAGUUGUUGGUGUUAAAGCUAUAUACUCAGACGUAUACUCUGUUUAUAGGCAUCGUUGGCUGUUUUCGGCUCCCUGAAGAAAUGCCACUCUCUGUUUUGCUUUUUGUCUUUUUGUUUGAGUGCCAUAAACAUCUUUAAUACUUAAACCCAGUGAUCUGUCCAAAAUUCAUCUGCAGCUUCUUUGAGGUUUCUCUAAGGUGACUGUGUCCUCUGUUGGUGUCAUAAUCUACAUCUAACAGGUUAGACUCUGAGCUCACACAAAUCAAUACUGUUAGAGCUUAUUGACUUCUCUCAUCAUGCAUGAGAUUACAACCCUCUCUUGAUCAAAGGGAAAAUUAUUGGGUUCAGGUAGAUACUCUUAAUUUGCUGUUUUUUGCAGUUUUCUGUCGUGAUUUUCUUCUGCUUAAAGUUUUAGGUGUCUCGUCAUUUUUGCGAAAGCUACAUUUUAUAAUUGUAGAGGUGGCAGUUCUGCAGGGACAGUGACUGUGACUGUACAGUGCUUAUUAGUAUUCGUUCCAGCCUGGGAUUAGUUAUUGUUGUACCAGAUAAUGUUUUGUUGUCGGUUUGUUACUUUCAAUAAAAUAUUUGAAGUCA
This is a messenger RNA of Xyrichtys novacula (pearly razorfish), 11028 nucleotides long. NCBI's taxonomy places the organism in Eukaryota, Metazoa, Chordata, Actinopteri, Labriformes, Labridae. The record is from the annotation of a GenBank genome assembly.